UAUAAAGCGGGACUCACAAAUGGCAAUUCACCGCCACCCCACUUCUCAAAAUAAGAAAAAUAUUGAAUGUUUUAAAAUUGGGGGUACCUUAAAAUCAGAACCCUAACCCUAAUUUCCUUAAAUUUGCCCCCGAUCCCAAAUUCCGUUCAGACGAAACCCAGAAAAUAUCCAAUUUCAGAUCAAAAUCAACAGUUAUGGAAGAUCAUCGAAUUAGCAAAGACGAUAUUAGCAACAACAACAACAACGUUAAUCCGAGGCAAUUGCAGCUAUUCGUUAAACUUGUAAAUGGCCAAACGUUAUCGCUUCAAUUCUCCUCCCCACAAGUCCAAGUCGGUUCCGUCAAGCGUCAAAUUCAGGAAAUCACGAAAAUCCCAAUCAAUUUCCAGCGCCUGAUUCGCGGCCAUCAGCUCAAGGACGAUUCUGUAAUUUCUCACCCCGAUGCUACCCUCAACCUCUCUUUCAGCCUUCUCGGUGGCAAAGGAGGUUUCGGAUCGCUGCUACGUGGCGCAGCCACAAAGGCCGGGCAGAAAAAGACGAUCAAUUUCGAGGCUUGCCGUGAUAUGAGCGGAAGAAGGCUGAGGCACGUGAAUGCGGAGAAGAGGCUGGAGGAGUGGAAGGCGGAGGAGGAAGAGAGGAAAUUGGAGAAGAUGGCCGAGGAUUUUAUAAAGAAAAAGGCGAAAAAUGGGAAAAAAGGGGUUGGAGAUGGAGAAGCCGAGAAGUAUGUGGCGAAGUACAGGGAGCAAUCAGCAAGGUGUGUGGCGGUGGUUGAAGAAUCCGUUAAGGCGGCGUGCCUAGGAAAGCGGAAGGCGGUUCCAGGCGGAGCUGACCCUAAAAGGUUAAAGAUUUGGAUGGGAAAGAGGAAAUUAAAUGAGAGUGAUAGUGAUAAUGGCAGUGAUGAUGAAGAUAGUGAAGAUGACGAGGAAGAUGAAAAAUCUGUAGUUUUGAACAAUGGGAAUAAUUCGGAUUCUAGUAAGGGAACCGAGGGGAGUUCCGGUUCGGUUUAUAAGAGAAGAUCUGAUGUGGAAUUCUCAGGUGGAGUAUCGAGUGAGAGUGGUUCCGAGGAAGAGAAAGACAUUUUUCCACUGCAAAACUCGAAAUCCGGUGGGGAAGAUGUGCUCAAUGUAGAAAAUGAUAAGGUUGAAGUUGAAGCAAUGCAACCCGAGAUACCGGAAAAUAAUGGAACUAAAACCGAAGAUCAGAAGGAAAUAGUUAGUCAGGGUGCCGAUGUUCCAGUUCAAGAAAAUGAAGGAGUCGGGAACAAAUUGAUAGAUAGAGUCAAUGGUUGUUCUGAUGUGAAAUCAGAAUUUCAUGGAGAAACGGUAGUUUCAAAUACUAACGUGGCUAUACCUGAAAAGCCAUUGAACUUUGAUGACUUCAAUUCGCCGCAAGAGAUGGAGGUUCUUGGGUUGGAGAGGUUGAAAUCAGAACUGCAGGCUCGUGGUCUAAAAUGUGGCGGUACUUUGCAAGAACGAGCUGCUCGGCUUUUCCUGCUAAAGUCUAUCCCUUUGGAUAAGCUUCCAAAGAAGUUGCUUGCAAAGAAAUGAAAACCAAUGUUGUAAGGCUUCAUUUAACCUCAUAGUAGUAUUAAGGAGUUUCUUUUUGUCAAAAUAUGAAAUGUGUGCGUGUUUAUAUAUAUCGUGUUCUGUUUAACUUUUAUAACAUGGUACUUGUGAGCUGAAACCUCAUUAUGUAUGGAAAUUGCUUCGAUAAAAUCGAAUAUUGCCAGGGAUAGUUGCACGUUAA
Gossypium arboreum is the source of this 1743-nucleotide messenger RNA. RefSeq lists its product as uncharacterized. Gene Ontology annotation, molecular function: protein binding. Gene Ontology annotation, cellular component: nucleus. The transcript is spliced from 3 exons. The record is from RefSeq and is a predicted model, not a curated record. The coding region runs from base 195 to 1544 and encodes 449 amino acids. Lineage: Eukaryota; Viridiplantae; Streptophyta; Magnoliopsida; Malvales; Malvaceae.